ACGAGCACAGUGUCUGCACAGCACUUCACCAACGCAGCUGACUGGCUUUGGCUCUCGAUUCGUUGCCGCACUAUGAAGUACGCGUUGCUCCUAAGCGUCCUGGUUGCCUGUGCCGUGGCACAAAAAGACUACAACAGAGGCUACUUCCAGUACGCCAACGUCAAGGGUGCAAAAGAGUACGAGCACGGGUACAACAGAGGCAACCCGCAGCACUUCCGUACUCAUCACCAAAGGAACAAGGACCACACCUUCCAAGCCAAGAUGACCUGGGGCGACUACGUGGGCGGCCACGGCGAACACUACUUCGAGUACAACCACGGACCUAAGUCAGCGGCUUACGAGAAGCCGGCCCCAUAUGCGCCCCGACCUUACCUGCCGUACAAGCCUGCCUACAACUGAAUCGUACGCGACUGUCGGAACACCACGUGUCUUUCAUACCCGCCGUCCAGUCGCCUGAUGGUUGUCAUCUUUGAGUGACGUAGCCUGUAUGGUGUAACUCCCGUGGCGAGGCCCGGGAGCUAGCCAUGGACGUGGAUCUGGCCGUUUGUUGCUUUAUUUUGUGCGCGGUUAGGUACAUGUUUGUUCUGUUGAACGUCUUAAUCCGGCGUGCUCGGUGUUACACAUCACAUCUAGUCUUCCAGCGCAUGUUUGACGUUGGUGUUUUAUCGGCUGGAAGCAUGUGUGCUGCUUUGUAAUAAAUA
Pollicipes pollicipes is the source of this 701-nucleotide messenger RNA. RefSeq lists its product as uncharacterized. The record is from RefSeq and is a predicted model, not a curated record. NCBI's taxonomy places the organism in Eukaryota, Metazoa, Arthropoda, Thecostraca, Pollicipedomorpha, Pollicipedidae. The coding region runs from base 73 to 399 and encodes 108 amino acids. The transcript is spliced from 3 exons.